This is a messenger RNA of Clupea harengus (Atlantic herring), 3114 nucleotides long. RefSeq lists its product as uncharacterized. The transcript is spliced from 2 exons. Lineage: Eukaryota; Metazoa; Chordata; Actinopteri; Clupeiformes; Clupeidae. The record is from RefSeq and is a predicted model, not a curated record. The coding region runs from base 234 to 1157 and encodes 307 amino acids.
UUGCACCUUUUCUACAUAUUUAUUAGCUAUUGUAUAAAAUAAAGAUUAUUGUAUUUUUCUACUUCUGCAUCCGUGUCUGUAUGUUGCGAAAGGGUGCUUCACAGCCAAAGGAUAUUAAUAAGCUAACUGUGAAUAAUACAGUGUACCGGACAAAGAUAAGUAAAACUGAACCUGUGACAUUUGGCGUAGUCGGCAGGAUCUUUUGAUCUGUUUUGAAGCACCCUUUGUCAGCCAUGCAGAACGGGGAAGAUGCAGACGGGGGCCAUGAACCACCAGUAGAACAAGCUCAGCAAGGCAAUAUGAUUGGUAUGUCCCCCUAUUUCAUUGGCUCCCCAUGGGUGCCGAGAUUUAAAGGCGCAGAUUCUGGGUCAUCCUAUGGGGAAUGGAAGGCUCAAGUUAAGUUUAUGUUGUCCUCUAUGCCAUCCCGGUCAAAUGCUCAACAGAGUGACUUUAUUAUUGGAGCCUUGGAUGGGGAGGCUAGAAGGGAAGUGGUUAUACUGGCAGCUGAACAGAGGUCUACCCCAGCACUUAUUUUUAAAUAUCUCAAUGGACUUUAUGGUGAUAAUACACCCAUAGCGCACAUGCGUGGUAUGUUUUUUGAUUGCAGACAGCGUCCAGGGGAAUCAGUGCGGGCCUUCUCCCUCCGGUGUCGAGAGCUCUUCCAGCGGCUGAAAGACCGAGACCCUGAUGUCUUCUCUGAGGCAGGGCAGGUGCUAAGAGAUCAAUUUACCAUGGGCCUACAGGAUACCGAACUUCGUAGAGAAUUGAACCGCAUGAUUCGUAGGAAUGAGGUAACCACAUUCGAACAGGCUCGUCAGGAAGCUCUUCACGUAGAAGGUGAUCGACAGAGCAACAUAUGGCAACCCCCAACAUGUGCAGCAGUACGUGGAGGGGAACCACCUCGUACAGCUGAUCCUCGGAGUGAUUGGAAAACAGAACUGAAGACUGAACUCCUAUCGGAAAUGCGCGUGCAGAUGAAGGAGAUGCAGAGAGCCCUGCGGGAAGAACUUCAAUCGUCCAGCAGCCAUUCCCGAGACCCUGCUUUACAAACACAACAUUAUCCCCAAACCACCUCUGGUCGGACCAGGGAUCCCCAGACAGGAGAUGGCGGAGGAAGUAGCGGUGCGUGUGGUCACCUACCGGCCCCCCGACAAUGAAACACCCUCACACUCCGUGGAACAGGAAGUGCAGGCCGAAGAGUGGGGCUGGAGGCCUCAAAGAUGGAUUAAUCUGCAAAGCACUGACCCCAACCUGGCUAGGCUGAGACUACUCCUAAGUACCGGUACUAAACCCCCUGGACAAGCCUGUAAGAAGGAGCCAGCUGAAGUUCGAGAUUUAUUACAACAGUGGCCACGCCUGAGCUUGCUAGACGGUGUUCUGGUUCGUAGGAUGCGGGACUCUAAUACACAAGAACUUUAUCAGCAGAUCGUGGUGCCCCUUUCGGAGAGACAGUCGGUGUGGGAAACACUGCACACGAGUGCUGGGCACCUUGGGACCGAAAGGACUCUUUAUGCCCUACGAAGGAGAUUCUACUGGCCCCGAAUGGGAAGAUGCAGUCAAAAGUGGGUGGCCGCCUGUGAACGCUGCUCCAUAAGGAAAGCUCGCACCGAGAGAAGGGCUCCGCUGGUCCCCAUUGUGACAUCUGCUCCCCUGGAAGUUCUAGUGCAAGGCACAUGGGUGAACCAAGAACCAGUGAGUGUAGAAGAUUGGGUCCAAAGGCACCAUCAGCGUUUGGUAGGUGCUUAUCAAAAAGGUUCAACACAUGCUGCACAAGCAGCUGCACGGCAAGGAAAAUAUCAAAAAGGUACGCAGUUAGGUCCCUUGGUUCCAGGAGAACGUGUUCUGAUAAGAACCUUUAGACGGGGUAAUGGGGGUAAAUUAGCUGACCGUUGGGAGUCCAUGCCCCAUUUUGUAGUACAGCAGUUGCCCUCAGGGAUUCCUGUGUAUAGAUUAAGGCCGGAAGGGAAGGAAGGGCCCAUUCGCACUAUUCAUCGGAAUCGUCUGAGGCCAUGCCUCUUUCACCCAAAGCCAACCCCAGCAGCUGAGAUGUACCUGGCACAAACACCCGUUCCUGAUGAGCCGUGGCCCUUUUGGGCCAUUGAACCUGCACAACACUCUGGGGUGGGUCAUCAUUCUGUGGAAAUGGGAGGACUGGGGGGACGAGAAGUAGAUUUAGGAGAAGAUGCCAUUACAACUGCAGGGACACUCCGUAGGUCAACGCGAACACAUUUGGGAAAUCCUCCAGUUAGGUAUAGAUAAAGCAACAUUAAACAGGACAUGUAGUCACGAGGACGUGACUGUGAUCUAACAGGGAGGGGUGUCACGGGGGUACGUGGGAGUAAAGAGCAGGUUGCGGUAGGAACUGUAUGUGAGGGAAGCAUAGGUGAGGGAAGCAAUGGGGUGCUGCACUAGACCAGCAAUUUGUCUACCAAUCCUGCAUUAAUUAUCCCUCAAUCAGUCAAUUCAAUUCAGCUGGUUUAUUUAGCCAUAGCAAGCAGGAGCCUCAUAAAUGGGGAGAGAGGAGAGAGUGUCGGGAGGUUCCCCCGCCCUGGCUUUGCUGUUAUUUGUUACAGGAUCUCGGCGGAGUGCCGCGAGUUGCAGAGGAAAGUUUGGAAGCAGAGGGCCGAGGAACACCGUCUUUGGGGAAAGCGAGAGUGGAGACGUGACGUCUAGUGGGGAUCCCUCGACAAUCAGCUGACUGAAGGCUGACUCAGGACAACGUAAACCAGCCGUGACUACAGUGGAGCCGUAACUGGUGUGGACGUACACCUCCUUUCGCGCAACUGCCAGGGAGGAGAGAAGUGUGGAGCUUUCCUCCCUCAACGAGCUAAGUGGCCCUUCCUUGCCCUGUUAGUUUUAGAUUAAGCAAGACUGUGCUUGAGUGUUCAUGUUCCACGAGUGGUGAGCAGUGUAUAGCGCCGCUAGCGUAGAAAAGCAGUAGCCUGCUAAUGACUGUAUGUAUGUUGGUUGCCUGUGUUAUUGAGCCUCCACAUUCACAGUAGGCCUAUAGGCCAUCUACAAGUGGCUGCCUACCUGACGGUGUGUGUGUGUGCGUGCGUGUGUAUGUGUACUUCCUAGUGAAGCCCAGCAGAGACAGUGAGGGACCGGCACGCC